UAGUACUACUGUGAUUUAUCGAAAGUUGAAAUCCGGGUUCACCAAUUAGCCCGCCAAGUCGCCAACUCUAAAAUUCCCGGCAGCCCCGCAGGCCGCAGGGAUAAUCGAUGCAUUUACCUCUGUGAAGCGCUUCAAUCCACAUUUGUUCCAUGCCCCGAAGGUUGGUCGGUUUCGAUCCGGCCUUUAUAGCCGGAUUCGACGACAUCUACGAGGAAGAUGAGCGUUUUCUCUAUCACGACGAAGAAGACGAUGAUGAUGAAGAAGAAGAAGAGGAAGAGGAGGAAGAUUCUGAAGAAGAAACAGAUGGAGGAGAGGAGGAAGAGCAGGAUACUUCGAGGUUGAUGCCGCGUAGGGUUUUACAAGGCGAUGGAGGGGCUACGACGUCGUCACAAGAAGCGGUGGUUAAUGUUCAAGGUUCCGAGAGUAUAAUGGAGACGAUGGCUGAGGAUGGAGGAGCUCAAGGUGCGAAACCGGUCGAGAAAUUGGCAGUGAUUAACAGUGAGGUGGUGGACGGCAGUGGCGGUGGGGGAGAGGAGUGGAGUAGGAGUGACAUUGAUGGCUUGUUUUGUCCAAUUUGUAUGGAGGCUUGGUCUAACGGUGGUAACCAUCAAAUCUGUUGUCUUCCUUGUGGGCACAUAUAUGGUAUAUCUUGUAUCAAGAAAUGGUUACAACAGAGAAAAAGUUCCGGAAAGUGUCCUCAAUGCAAUAAAAAAUGUACAAUGAAGGAUGUCCGACUGCUUUAUGCAUCUCAACUUCAUGUUGUAGAUGAAGAGCUACAAAAGAAAAUUCAAUCACUUGAAGCUCAAUGUGCUUCACUGGAGAAGAAGUGUUCAGAUUUGUGCAAGAAAGAAGUUGAGUGGGAAAGGAAGGAAGCAAAUUUACAAUUGCAAGUGCGCGAGUUAAAGGAGAGGAGAACUAAUUCCGAUUAUUUGCCUAGAGACAAGCAAAGCAGGCCAUCAGAAUUGUACACUUCUGGGCAUAGUUGCAACUAUGCUUGGCGCGGAUAUUUCAAUGGGUUUUCCUUGAAGGAAGAGAUGAGGAUCGAAGGUGCUCGCUUCUUUGACGUCGAUGUUUCUGGUCAAAUUCUCAUAAUUGCCAGAAGGCUUCCUGGAAUGGGGGGAAUUCAUGUGCUUACAAAAAUGAGUUUGUUAUCUCAUCAUGAAAAGGAAGAUAUUCAGCUUCCUUUGAACAUAAAAGCUAUCAAAGACCUUCACAUAUCACCAUACGACAGACUUGUGCUUGUGGCUUCUUUGGGGAAGAAGUUGUCGGUUCUUAGUACAGAAAGCAACAAUACAGUUCUGACGUAUGAUUUACCGGCUGCGGCUUGGUCUUGUUCAUGGGAUGUUAACAAUUCCUAUUAUGUUUAUGCUGGUUUACAGAAUGGUAUGGUAAUGGAGUUUGAUAGGCGUCAAACUGUGAAACCGGUGGAAUCCAUGAAUGGAUUAGCAGCCAAGCCUAUUCAUACUGUGCACUCCGUUUUAAGUAAUCCAGUAACGGGUUCUGGUUUGAGAAGAAGCAUUCUAACUGCGUCUUCAGUAGGCUUGUGUCAUUGGAACUUUGGUUGUAGUGAGGAAAGGCCGCACCUUAUUCCUGAAUCAGAGGAUCAAGGAGUUUGUAUUUCUCUAGCUUAUGCAUCAAGAACCAAUGACAUUGUUGCCUCAUUCCGCCCUAAAGUGGAAAUGCCAGGCGACUUCGCUGCUACUCAAACAAUGCUUUCUCCCUCUGCUUCUCCCAUGGAACAGGCAGUACAAGGCUCUCAUGUUGUCUACAGGGUAGCAGGUAGUGGUUAUCACAAGGUGGGAUCUUCUUGCGCAAAUGUGAGUGGUAUCCGGUUCCCCAAGUCUACGAUCAUAGAAAGAGAUGGUACAAAGCCUAUAUUUGCUUACGGGGAUGAAGCAUCCAGUGAGCUGGUGUUGCAAGAGUUGCCAUCUCUGAAGGAUGUUAUGCGGCUCCAAGCUCCUAGAAAUCCCAUCCGUGAUGUGAAGUAUACACAUGCAUUAAAUUCCGGACUGCUGAGUUGUUUGCGCCAGGAUACAAUGCAGCUUUUUACCGUUAAUGGUUCAUGAAGAAAGGCUGUCAACAUUCUAAAAUACAAAUGAAGCUGGUUGUACAUUCAUCAUCUUCACUGAAUAGAUUAGGAUUUUGGGUACUCAUCUCUUCUGCGCAAGCUAUGAGGUGGUUGCUCUCUCACUCUCUCUCUCUCUGUUUUUUUUUUUUUUU
Ipomoea nil (Japanese morning glory) is the source of this 2220-nucleotide messenger RNA. RefSeq names its product E3 ubiquitin-protein ligase RFWD3. The record is from RefSeq and is a predicted model, not a curated record. Bases 150 to 2066 code for a protein of 638 amino acids. Gene Ontology annotation, cellular component: nucleus. The transcript is spliced from 14 exons. Gene Ontology annotation, biological process: interstrand cross-link repair; protein ubiquitination. Gene Ontology annotation, molecular function: ubiquitin protein ligase activity; protein binding. NCBI's taxonomy places the organism in Eukaryota, Viridiplantae, Streptophyta, Magnoliopsida, Solanales, Convolvulaceae.